Nerophis ophidion (straightnose pipefish) is the source of this 6072-nucleotide messenger RNA. Its product is annotated as procollagen galactosyltransferase 1-like. The transcript is spliced from 12 exons. Gene Ontology annotation, molecular function: procollagen galactosyltransferase activity. The coding region runs from base 114 to 1943 and encodes 609 amino acids. Lineage: Eukaryota; Metazoa; Chordata; Actinopteri; Syngnathiformes; Syngnathidae. The record is from RefSeq and is a predicted model, not a curated record.
CAUUAUCGGCAUAACACAACAGCAGGAGUGUAGUCCACUUACCCUCCGGUCCUCCGUGUCCUCGCCUGUCCGCCGCCGCGUCACUUCGCGUCACUCCGCGUCUCCCCCCUGCCAUGCCCCGCGUCAGCCCCUGGCUCCCCGCCCUGCUGUUCGUCCUCUUCCCGGGCCCGAGCUGGGGUUACUUCCCCGAGGAGCGCUGGAGCCCGGAGUCUCCGCUCCUCUCCCCGCGGGUCGUGCUCGCUCUCAUCUGCCGCAACUCCGCGCACUCCUUGCCGCUCUUCCUGGGAGCCGUCGAACGCCUCCGCUACCCGAAGGACCGCAUAGCGCUGUGGGUGGCGACAGAUCACAAUGUAGACAACACCACUGCUAUCCUGAGAGAGUGGCUCAUCAAAGUUCAGAAUGACUAUCAUUACGUGGAGUGGAGACCCGAUGAGGCAUCCAGUGCCUUCGAGGACGAGGUGGGACCUAAACACUGGAAUAAUCUUCGAUAUGAACAUAUUAUGAAGCUUCGUCAGGCGGCAUUGGACACGGCCCGUGAGGUCUGGGCCGACUAUCUGCUGGUGGCAGACUGUGACAACCUGCUCACCAACCCAGAUGUGUUGUGGAAAUUGAUGAGAGAAAACAAGACCAUUGUUGCUCCAAUGUUGGAGUCCAGAGCUGCUUACUCUAACUUUUGGUGCGGCAUGACAUCUCAGGGCUACUACAAGCGAACACCAGCCUACAUGCCUAUCAGAAAGCAGGAGCGUCGUGGCUGCUUCGCUGUACCGAUGGUCCACUCGACAUACCUGGUGGACCUACGGAAGGAAGCCUCUCGUCAGCUGGCUUUUUACCCCCCCCAUCCAGAGUACAGCUGGUCUCUCGACGAUGUCAUCAUUUUUGCCUACUCUGCUCGCAUGGCUGACGUCCAGAUGUAUGUAUGCAACAAAGAAACCUAUGGAUAUUUUCCUGUGCCGAUGCGCUCUCAUGCUACACUGCUGGACGAGGCCGAGAGCUUCUUGCACACUCAUCUUGAAAUCAUGGUGAAAAAUCCUCCCCUGGAGUAUUCCAGCUUCCUGACUCUUCCUCCCAAGCAGCCAAACAAGAUGGGCUUUGAUGAAGUGUUCAUGAUAAAUCUGGUGCGAAGAUCUGACCGGCGGGAGCGCAUGCUAAGAACAUUACACGAGAUGGAGCUCAGCUGUAAGUUGAUUGCAGCUGUGGAUGGCAAAGCUCUGAAUGAGAGUGACAUUGAGUCUAUGGGGAUUAGUAUGCUGCCUGGGUACAAAGACCCCUAUCAUGGUCGACCUCUCACCAAGGGUGAACUGGGUUGUUUCCUCUCUCAUUACAACAUCUGGAAGGAGAUAGCAGACCGCGGUCUGCACACAUCCUUGGUCAUUGAAGACGACCUGCGCUUUGAGGUGUUCUUCAAACGCCGUCUACAGACGUUGCUCCAGGAAGUGUCGGCACACAAGCUGGACUGGGAUCUCAUUUAUAUCGGACGUAAGCGAAUGCAGGUGGAUCAUCCAGAGAAGUCGGUGCCAAACAUCCACAAUCUGGUGGAGGCCGACUAUUCCUAUUGGACCUUAGGCUAUCUGAUGUCCUUGCAAGGAGCCCAGAAACUCUUGAAGGCGGAGCCUCUGAAAAAGAUGCUUCCUGUGGAUGAGUUCCUUCCUGUCAUGUAUGACAAACAUCCUGUCUUGGACUACAUGGACCACUUUGAGGAUCGGAACCUGCGAGCGUUCUCCGCGGAGCCGCUUCUGGUGUAUCCCACCCAUUAUACAGGAGACGCGGGCUACAUCAGCGAUACAGAAACCUCCGUGGUCUGGAACAACGAGACAACCAAGACAGACUGGGACCGUGCCAAGUCCAGGAAAACGCAGGAGCAGGUGGAGCUGAGCCUGGAGGCUCAGAACUCGGAUGUGCUUCAGUCCAAUCUGGAGAACUGGAGUGCACGGGAUGAGCUGUGAGGCCUUCAGGGAGCUCUCACACGACACCGAGCAGGUUGACAUACUGGGCAGGAGAAGAAAGCUAGGUGAGUGGAAGUAAUAAGGCGAGGUAGACAGACACAGGUCAAGUGAGACUUCAACGUUUGUCUCUUGUCACAAUUUGAUCUUUUUCUUAAAAGGAGGAGGUUGGAUCUAAAGUAAAAUUAACUCUUGAAGAGUCGCUGAGCAGCUUUCGUUUUAUUUAUUGCCUGCUAACACCUCCCUUUGGUUCACGUAUGACCAGACUGAAACAUUUAAUUACUGACUAACCCGCCUACUCUUUCAAAUAAACAAUUAACGCUUUAGGUCAGAUUAAUACUAGGGUUGCUGUGGAUUCAUUUACAUUAAUCACGUUCAUUUAAUCUAUAUUAAUAAUGUUUAAUUUAGCAUUUUGCAACAAAGAGAGUCAAGUAAAAGGGGAAUAUAAACGCACUUAGUGUGUUAAAACACUUUUAAAGGGGGCCUAUGAUGAUUUAAAUGGACAUGUAAAACACCUCCUUGUGGUCUAGAUAAUACUGUAUGUAUUGCUCCACAGUCCCUUUUACAACUCGUUUUUGGAGCCUGUCUGCAGAGUGUUCGAUUCUGGUGGCGUUCCCAGAUUGCAAAUUCAACUAUGCCCCACCCUCACCAUAGGUAUCAUAAUUUUUUCUUUUGAAAAGGUAGACCGUUUAAAUGUACAUUUUGAAGCCGUGCCACUGUUUUAUUUCCACACAGGGUCAAAAAUAAACUCUAUAAACAAUCAUCAUCAUCAUCAGCGGUCACUUGAAGCGGGUAUGACGGUCCUCCUUGUAAGGGGGGUAUCCCUUUAUGGAGGAUGGCUGUGCGUGACUUUGUUUAACGUGGGGAGACUGGUGCACAAACAGUCACCACACGAUCCUUGACAGAUCCGGGUCAGGGUCCAGUGGCAUGCAGUCUAAGACGACUGGGGACCUUUUUCUGCUGCAGCCUUCAUCCGCCAUCCCAGCCGUUGUGACGCUCCAUAGGUUAGCAGUCAUCCUCCGCCUGUUCCCCCGUUGAGAGGGUUGUUAAUUCCCCGUAACUGGGCCCACGUGGAUGUGGGGGUGCCUUCUUCCGCCAUCGCAGCCGUUGUCUUGGGUCAUACAUCUACCGUCUUCCGCCUGCUACGCCGUUGAGGUCUUCACCGUAUCCUCGGUUAGGGGGCAGUCAGGUACGAGGCCUUUGCCAAGGGCCACCUGGGGUAACAGUAGUAAAGGGGUUAACCUUCUAGUGCCCCCAAGACUCCAUAGAGGAGCCUCCACUGCCGGGUGCACUUUAACGUCAUGUCCAGGACACAAUAGUAUACUAUACAAAACUAUAAACAAUAUUCACCCGGUUACAGCGUUAGAUACACCUGCACACUCGCUGAUCGAUUCAUACUCUGCAUAAACAAAAUGCUGUUUUUAGCUGAAUUUAUGUACGUGAACGUCGCACGUCCGUAUCAUUAUGCACACUUUAUCCUACUUUUUUUUUUUUUUCAUAGCCUAAAGCAGAGAGGAAUGAGUAUUUAUAUUUAUAGUCAUACCAAAGACUAUAAAAAUGGGGCCAUUACCUCCCUGCUUGGCACUCAGCAUCAAGGGUUAGAAUUGGGGGUUAAAUCAUCAAAAUGAUUCCCGAGCGCGGCUGCUCACUGCUCCCCUCACCUUCUAGGGGCUGAAUAUGGGGAUGGGUCAAAUGCAGAGGAUAAGUGUGUGUGUGUGUGUGUGUGUGUGUGUGUGUGUGUGUGUGUGUGUGUGUGUGUGUGACUAUCAUUGGGACUUGAACUUUUUUAGCUUUUUAUAGUUAAUGGCGAAAUAAGUCUAUUCACCUCGCUGUGAUGUCACAAUGUAACCAGACUGCAAAACUCAGCAAGCAGAGGCAUCCAAAAUUACGUGUAAGCUCACGCCAAAAUACAUGAACUUUAUGAUUUGAUGUUUUGGCAUUGUUUAUUCCAACUUUCUAUCAAUACUUAUUUGUCAGUCAAACAUUCAUCAUAGAUCCCCUUUAACAAAGUAAUAUUUGUUUUGAUGUCAGUCAACAAUUCCGUCAUUUUUUUGUUGUCAUAUUUUCCAUAGAGAGGAAAAUCGAACCAUAUUGACUUGUUUACUAGUGCAGCCUGACACUACCGCAUCAACAGACCAUUUGACGAGUUUCAAUUAUAAUCCAAAUAAUGAUAUUGGAAUAAUGCGUUAAUUUUGCCAGCCCUAAAAUAAAUGCAAAAACUUUAUUUAUCUCAUAAUGAAAUGAAAUAGUGACAUUAAAUCAAUCCAACUAAUUUAAGUUGCCGACUCAAAUUGCAAUUACAGUAAGUACCGUAUUUUUCAGAGUAUAAGUCGCUCCGGAGUAUAAGUCGCACAUGCCAAAAAUGCAUAAUAAAGAAGGGAAAAAACAUACAUAAGUCGCACUGGAGUAUAAGGCGCAUUUUUGGGGGAAAUUUACUUGAUAAAACCCAACACCAAGAAUAUACAUUUGAAAGUCAAUUUAAAAUAAAUAAGGUUAGUGAACAACAGGCUGAAUAAGUGUACGUUAUAUGACGCAUAAAUAACCAACUGAGAAGGUGCCUGGUAUGUUAACGUAACAUAUUAUGGUAAGAGUCAUUCAAAUAACUAUAACAUAUAGAACAUGCUAUAUGUUCACCAAACAAUCUGUCACCCCUAAUCGCUAAAUCCGAUUAAAUCUUAUACGUCUAGUCCAGGGGUGCCCAUUACGUCGAUCGCGAUCGACUGGUCGAUCUCGGAGGGUGUGUCAGUCGAUCUCAAGCCAGGCAUUAAAAAAUAGACAUAAAAAUGAGCAGUCAUCAAUCAUACCAAGACUUCACUUUCGUCAGUUGUUUGACAUUCUCGGCACCCGAGGAUCUUGUGAGAUGACGCUGGCUGCUGCGAGCUCAUAUUUAAGAAAAAAAUCACUAACAGGGCGGACGCAGAGAAACACAUUUUAUUUCUAGAGACUCCGUACCUACUGUCAAAACUCUAAAGACCAACUGCACAGUUCCUGUCUUCACCAUAAAAGACCUGUUUCAUCCUGCCUGUGCUAACAAAAUAAGAGUCUCAGAAAGUUAGCGUGCACAAGCUAGCAAGCUACGGAGUUUGAUGCCAAUGUAUUUCUCCCCCGCCCUAAGCGACCGCUUUCUCACUUGCUUGCCCACCCGCACACUCACUGACGUCACUCACCUGCUGCCAGACAUUAAAGGGCCACACACAUAUGCUACUCUCAUAACAAAGUGUUUAAAAAGGAGUAUGCAAGUUGGACAAAUGAGAUUCCAAAUCCAACCACUUUCAUGUGGUAUUGGACAGAAAGGAGGACUUUUUUUAUGAAAAUGCGGACGUUAUCAGCACCACUGUCUAAUUCCAAUCAAUGCAAGUCAUCAGAAUCAAAUACACCAACUUAUAUUCUUGUCUUCAUGAAAGAAAGGAAUCUAUGUGUGUUAAACAUGCUUGUAUUAUCAUUAAACACCAUUAACUUGUUAACAAAAAUGUCUCUUUCAUAAAUAAAUAAAUAUAAAUUAUAAAUAGGAAUGAGGUAGAUCUCCUCGACUUGGUCAAUUGAAAAGUAGCUCGCCUGCAGAAAAAGUGUGAGCGCCCCUGCCCUAGUCUCUUAUGUGAAUGAGCUAAAUAAUAUUAUUUGAUAUUUUACGCUAAUGUGUAAAUAAUUUCACUCAUACAGUAAGUCGCUCCUGAGUAUAUGUCGCACCCCAAGCCAAACUAUGAAAAAAACUGCAACUUAUAGUCCGAAAAAUACGGUACAAGCUGGUACUAGAUUCCUAUACAUGUCAAACUCCAUCGUCACCAGCUGCUUGGUUUUAACGGGGCUUUGAGGAGUUUAAAAACCAUAUAGAGUAAAAUUUGUUAUUUGCCAGAGGGAAAACAAAAUGACUCUUAGUGUUUUUUGACAUGCAUUGCUCUCUGCUUAAAUAGUGUUAUUUAUUCUACUUUUUCAAAAUAUACUAUUCGCCUUUUUACACUCAUCAAUGCAUGUGCAUCUUUUUCUAAUAAUAGUAUCACAAUUUGUACUUGUGAGGCUGUUUUUUUUUUCACAAUUGCUUUUGUUGACGCGCAACUUGCAGGUUGUGAUACAGUUGGUUUGGCUUUUACAAAUGGAUGUGUUUGGGAGAAAUAAUUAAACAUUUUAUAGAUAA